This is a messenger RNA of Helianthus annuus (common sunflower), 2121 nucleotides long. Its product is annotated as formin-like protein 20. Lineage: Eukaryota; Viridiplantae; Streptophyta; Magnoliopsida; Asterales; Asteraceae. The transcript has 5 exons. The coding region runs from base 1 to 2121 and encodes 706 amino acids. The record is from RefSeq and is a predicted model, not a curated record.
AUGACGUGGCUAGACAAGAUGGAUACCGUGGUUGAUAUCAGUGGUUGCGCUGAUAGGGAUGUUGUGAAGUUUGUAUCUCAGUCGUUUAAAGGAGAAGCACUAGCUUGGUGGAGGUCUCUAAUCCAAGCUACUGGAAAGAUCUCUUUGUACAAUCUGUCUUGGGCUCAGUUUGUGACUUUGAUCAAGGAAAAUUUUUGUCCUCAACAUGAGGUUGAGAAGAUCAAGACUGACUUCCUGACAUUGGUUUUGAAGAAUUUGGACUGUCAGGCAUACCUUACAAGUUUUAAUACCAUGUCUCGAUUGGUUCCUUAUUUGGUGACGCCGGAACCAAAACGAAUAGCCCGUUUCAUUGGGGGUUUAGCCCCGAAGAUCAAAGCCAAAAUCAAAAAUGAAAACGAAGAAGAAAAUGUUGUUGAUGAGGUCAAAGAGAAAACCAGAGAAGAGAUUUUGAAUGAGAAAACUUAUCGAGAAAGAAACAUUGCUUUGAACAGAAUGGAUGAGAUGCAAGAAGAGUAUAAGAGUGCUGUUAGCAAUAAGAGAUGGGAUAAGAAGAGAGAAAAUGUUCUAAAAGAUGACACGUAUGCAAAAAGGCAUGAAAAGGAAAUUAAAUAUGCCAUGACAUCGUGUUUAAGAAAGAGAGAUGAAGAGAGAAUGAAGAAGAAUGUUGAAGAGAUGGUAAACAAUCUGAAGAAAACUGCUGAAGAGGUUAAAGCUGAAGCUGUUGAAGUUGAGGUUGUGAAAGAAAUUAAAGUUGUGAAAGUUGAAGAUUUGAAGGUUGUAGAAGAUGAGAAGAAAACUGAAAGUUUGGCUGAGGGAGACAUUGAGAAUUUGAAGUCUGCUAGUGAUGAAGGUGCUGGUGAUGAGAAGAAGGAAGAGCUGAAGCAGACAGAUGCAGCUGAAAACACCGAAGUCAUCAUGCCACCCAGAUUCCUUCGAGGUAGAGGCAAAGGACCCGUGACAGGUCAUGAUCACGAAGCCGGGCCUUCGCACCGGCGAACCCCAUCCAUUACUAUGAGCACCAGCCCGCAAGAGCCCUGGAGACUCUAUGUCGAACCAGGAAGGCGAUCAGUAUCCCUUAGCUCCUCUCCUUCGUACCAACAUUCAUUUGGGCCCAAUUCUGAAAACGAGCCCAAUAACCAGCCUCCAGCUUUCAUACCUCUCCAAAGAUCAAAUUCUCACCAUUCUUUUGGCAGCCCAACACCCGUCUUCCAAAGCCGGUUUAACCCGGCUAACCUUUUGCCUGAACCCAUGGGUUUUAACCCACUCGGACCGGGAGACCACUUUCCAGAGGAGAACGACAUGGAUGAGGAUACUGACCCAGUGGAGCCAGCAUCAGGAACGCCGAACCACCCCAUCGAGAUAUCAGAUGGGUCAUCAUUUCAUGGAUCGCCAUAUCGUGGUCCAGACAGCUACGAAGAAAGGUUCCGAAACAUUGACUGGUACUUCACACCGUCUGAACAUUCGCAUCAUGAGCAGCAACAGGAUCCUUCAGUGGGUCAUCAAUUUGUGGCAGUCACGCCACCGCCGCCACCGCCAGUAGAGCCGCAGCAGCCGCCUCCGGAGCCACCAAGGCGAAGAAGGUCUAAUGCACGGAUGUCCGUGCGAGGUGGAGUUCGGAUUGCUACUCCCCAGCCAUCUAGUGGCAGCCAUUAUCCCCCACUUCAGGAGGAAGAAGACCCCUAUGAUGGUGGUCCGUCAAGCCCCAUACCAGAGGUCAACUCAGUACCUGUGGUACCACCUCUGGGUUUCGAUAACCCGAUUCCUGCAUAUGCUGGAUCAGCGGCGUACAACCCAUUUGAGCAGCCGGCACACACCCACUACAACUACAACUACGGUUAUGCAGAGGUAGAUCCAUACCUAGUAGCUUGGGAUUACAAUGCUCUUCAUCCUGAAGGACCAUAUGGAGGGCCAUGGACUACUGGUUACCCGACUUAUGGGUACCAGCAUCAGCCACCUCCUCCGCCGGUGUAUCAGCCGCCUCAGCCACCGAUUCAACAGGAAGUCCUUGAGAGGCUGAGCCAAGUUGAACAAGAAGUUCGUGAAGACCGCAAAGAGCGGCAAGGAUUCUUCAAGGGGCUGUCAGAUUUGCUUAAGGGGAAGUCGAAGAGGAGGGGUCAUUGA